AUGGAUUCAAACACAUCAAGCUUUCUUUUGAACUCUUCAACUUUGCACUCAGUUUUCUACCAAGACAAACAAGAUGAUGGCAUAAUUGAUCUGGGUCUUAGUCUCGGAACUGUUCAACAUGAAGCUUACCAUUCUUCUUCUACUAACUUGUACGAUGAUGACCUUAUGGGUUGGCCUCACUCUAAUGUGAACCUCAAGAAUUCAAGCACAAUGCAUGGUAGACCUGCCCACGAAAAAUGUGAUGAAGAGAUAGAAGGGGUCCAGAGCAAAGAGAGAUGGGCUUAUGUGAAGGUUAACAUGGAUGGGGUUACCAUCGGUAGGAAAAUCUGUGUACUUGAUCACGGUGGAUACUCAAGCCUAGCACUCCAAUUGGAAGACAUGUUUGGAAACCAAUCUGUUUCCGGAUUACGAUUGUUCCAAUCGGGAUCAGAGUACUCAUUGUUCUACAAGGACAGACAAGAUAAUUGGAGACCUGUGGGUGAUGUACCAUGGAAGGAAUUCAUAGAAUGUGUGAAGAGGUUGAGGAUUGCAAGAAAGAAUGCAGGCAUAGUUUCUUGUUCAUCUAGAUACACCUAA
Molecule: messenger RNA, 576 nt
Organism: Sphenostylis stenocarpa
Lineage: Eukaryota; Viridiplantae; Streptophyta; Magnoliopsida; Fabales; Fabaceae
Source: the annotation of a GenBank genome assembly